Molecule: messenger RNA, 629 nt
Organism: Scutellospora calospora
Lineage: Eukaryota; Fungi; Glomeromycota; Glomeromycetes; Diversisporales; Gigasporaceae
Source: the annotation of a GenBank genome assembly
AUGGCUGAUUCUUUGGAACAAGUUAAAGUAUCGUCUGAUGAACGAACUGAAACUGCAAGUGAAAAACUUCCUACUAAAAAAAUUGGGAAAAGAAAGCACGUAGAUGAAGUCGAGACUGUACUUAAUGAUAGACCUCGACGACAGGCACGUCCAGUUGUUCCUUACGGUUCUCAAGCUUCUGAUACAAAGUUACGUGUCAAACCUCCGGUUAAUAUAGUACAGGGUAAAGGUAUCCCUCUUGGUCAAAUCCCAGCAAUAGCUCGUGCCAUUGACAAACACAGAACGUCAGACGAAACUCUUAAAAGUGUACAUAGGUUAUUUUAUGGCCGAGCAGGAACAAAACAUGAUAUUAAAUCGCAUCUACGCGCUUUCUCAGGUCUUAAUACUGAAUCUCCUGUUGAUGUGACUGUAAUCAAAGAAAAACUUGAAAAGUUGAAGAUAGAUGGAUUGAAAAAGAUGUGUGCUUUUUUUAAUAUUAAAGUUUCUGGUGAUAAAUCUUCAAUUAUUGAACGGUUAAUUGAAUUUAUGAAAGAACCUUUCGAUACUUCGAAUAAAAAAGAUUUAAAAUUACAUAAAGAAAAAAUUAAGAAAUUAGAAACAAAUAGAAUGAAUCAAAAUGCUCGAGAUGC